GAAGAAGAGCAGCGGCCCGGCAGGGAGGGGGCGGGUGUGGUUCUCUCUCUCUCUCUUUCUCUCUCCUCUCCUGUCAGGGCCGCGUCCCAACAUGGCAGCGGAGGGCAAGGCGGUCCUGACGGUCUUCGUCUACGACCGCCGCCGAGACACUUCGGACGAGGGCGAGAAAGUUCUUCGCUGUCCUGAGGGAGACUAUGGGCGCCUCCGGGACGCCGCCUGUCAGGUGUUUGGCAUUUCUUCUGAAGAAACUUUUAUAAUCACAACUACUAACAGAAAAGAGAUCACAGUCGAAAAUUUUGGUGAAAUUGUUAAGGACAAGAUGACUUGUUACUUGCUUCACUCCAUUGAUCAGUUGCUUCCCUCAGCAGCAAAGGAACGUAUUGAUUUCAUACCACAUUACGAUACACUUGUAAAAAGUGGAAUAUAUGAAUAUUAUGCUAGUGAAGGACAAAAUCCUCUGCCAUUUGCUCUUGCAGAAUUAAUUGAUAACUCAUUAUCAGCAACUUCUCAAAAUACGGGCGUACGGAGUAUACAGUUAAAGCUGUUGUUUGACGACACUCAAGGAAAACCAGCUGUCGUUGUGAUUGAUAAUGGAAGAGGCAUGACUUCUAAACAACUUAAUAAUUGGGCUGUGUAUCGAUUGUCAAAGUUUACACGACAAGGCGAUAUGGAAAGUGAUCAUUCAGCCUAUGUACGACCUCCAGCAGUACAUCGCAGUUUAAACAGUGAUAUAUCAUAUUUUGGGGUUGGUGGUAAACAAGCAGUGUUUUUUAUUGGACAAUCUGCUAGAAUGAUAAGCAAACCGGCAGAUUCUCAGGAUGUUCAUGAGCUUGUUCUUUCUAAAGAAGAUUUUGAAAAGAAAGAGAAAAACAAAGAAUCUGUGUACAGCAGCUACAUUAGAAACAGAAAGCUAUGUGACUCUUCCCACAUUGUUACUGAUGAUGAAAGAUUUCUGCACAAUCUUAUAAUAGAAGAAGAAGAUAAAAAAUGUUUCACUACAGUAGUUAUUACUGGUGUUCAGCCAGAUCAUGUGCACUACUUAAAAAAUAAUUUUCAUCUUUGGAUAAGGCAAUUGGCACACAUAUAUCAUUACUAUAUCCAUGGUUCAAAGGGAAAUGAAACAAAUUUGCCAAAAAAAGAAGGAAGACCUUUUAGUAAUAUCAACAUUGAGAUUUCAAUGUUUGAAAAAGGGAAGAUACCCAAGAUUAUGAACCUUAGAGAAAUCAAAGAUGACAUGCAGACUUUGUAUAUAAACACUGCAGCAGAUAGUUUUGAGUUCAAGGCUAACGUUGAAGGAGAUGGUAUAGUAGAAGGCAUUAUACGUUAUCAUCCUUUCUUGUACGAAAAAGAAACCUACCCUGAAGACCCUUGCUUUCCUUCAAGAAUAAAAGAUGAUGAUGAAGAAGAAGAUGAUGAUGAUGAAGCAGACUGUUUUGCCGUGGAAAGGAGAGCUAGAGGGAAAAGACCUAUUUUUGAAUGUUUUUGGAAUGGAAGACUAAUCCCAUAUACAACUGUGGAAGAAUUUGAGUGGUGUGCUGUUCCCAAGAAAAGAGGACCUACACCCAUUGAAUGUUACAAGAGAAUUUCUGGUGUAUUAUUUACAAAUGACAAAUUUCAAGUCAGCACCAAUAAACUGACUUUCAUGGAUUUGGAGAUAAGGUUGAAAGACAAAAAUACAAUUUUUACAAGAAUUGUCAAUGGACAGGCACAGAGAAUGAAAAUUGACAGAGAAUUUGCAUUAUGGCUCAAAGAGUGCCAUGAAAAGUAUGACAAACAGAUAAAAUUUUCUCACUUCAAAGAACUAAUUACACGCCCUGAAGUGACUUCCAAAAGAAUGCAGCGUCCCUGGGCUACAUAUUCAGCGAUCGAGUGGGAUGGAAAAACAUAUAAAGUUGAACAGCUAGUAAAAUCAAUUAAAACAGCUCCAAUAUACCAUGGAAGUAUACAAAACUUUUUUCUGUAUGGAGAUCAUGAUGGAGAUGUAUAUGCUCCAGGAGGAUUUGUUCAAUUAGCUUUGGAACCACAAGCACUAUAUGAUGAAAUAAAGGUUAUUCCAAUACACAAACUUGAUCGUUCAGCAUCUGACACAGCACUGAAAAAAUACAUUGAAGAAGAAAUGGCCAGACUUCCUGAUAGGUUGUCAGUCACAUGGCCUGAAGGAGAUGAAUUGUUACCAGAUGAAACAAAACUUGCUGGGGCAACUAUAGGUGCAUUAAAAGUUGAAAUUUUGAAUAAAAAAGGAGAGCCCAUGCAAAAACUUCCAGGUUCAAGACACGGAGGAUCGAAGAAAUUGCUUGUGGAACUGAAGGUUAUUUUGCAUUCUCCUACUGGAAAUAAGGAAAUUAUUUCUCAUAUUAGUCAACAUGGAAAUAAAUGGCCUUUCUGGUUCAAAAAAAUGGAAAAUAUUAACAAACUUGGGGCCUACACACUGAAACUUCAAGUAGUGUUGAACGAAAGCAAUGCAGAUAUUUACGCAGGACGAUCUCUUCCAUCUAAAACUUUUAAAUUUACUAUCAUAGAGGGUAAGCCUCAGAAGUUUUCAAUAGGUCUUCUGGAUCCUCCAUUUAGAGUUGGGCUUCCAUUCAACAUUCCUCUAGAUGUCCAGGAUGAAUUUGGUCAUUCGACGUAUCUGAGAGAAGAUAUUGUCCCUAACCUAGAGGCCAGUGGUUUAACAUUACACUAUGAAGAAGUAAAAAGAGGACCAAACUGUGCCAUUAAAGGAAUAACAGCUAGCGGCCUUGUAAACAGUUUGCAGGGCAAGAACUUUUCUUUGAAGAUCACUCUUCCAGGUCUGAAGGAAGAAUCCCAGGUUUUGAAAAUUAAACUUCUUCCAGGUCCCCCUUGUAAAUUAGAAGUCCAACCAAAUUCUGACAUCUUGAAAACUGAGAAUGGAGCAGCAUUUCCUUUUCAUGUUAAAGUGCUGGAUAAAGCAGGAAACCUAACCGCACAGCCCAAACUAAUUGUCCAUUGCAAGUUUUCAGGAGCUCCAGAUCUUCCUGUAUAUACUGUGGACUGCAGCAGUACUGGUUCGAAUAUCUUAACUGGGAAUGUUCUGCAUGUACAAAAUAUAAAGAAGGAGCAGAUCAUUAAUGCAAAGAUUGAAAUACCAAGUUGUAAAAAUGUGCUGCCACUGGAGAAGACAAUUGAAAUACUUCCCAGCAGUCGUGUUGCAAAACUACAGAUAUUUAGUGUCGAGGGAGAAAUAGCAAUUCAUAUUAAGGACCAGGAUGAAAUUAAACAGAUUGCAGGUCAUGUGAUGCAAAAUCUUAUUUUCCGAAUGUAUGAUGAAGGGGAAAGAGAGAUUAUAAUAACUCAAAAUUUGGCUGAAAAGAUUAAGGUAAACUGGACUCCAACAAUUAAUCGAGAACAAUUACUUAAUGGUUUCUUACCUGAUGUGAAAGUGCCAAUGUCUGUAAAAGAGCCGCACUAUUACCAGGUGACAUUCCAUGAUGAACAUGUAUCACUGGGAAGUGGUUUUACGGUCAGACCACAUGCUGAUGAACCAAAGCAUAUAAAAUGCACAAUCAAAGGCUCAGAUAAAUUACAAAUGUGUGAAACAUUACAAGGUCAAAUAGAGGUAAUGAUUACAGAUCAGCAUGGAAAUCACGUUCAAAACCUGACAUCAUCUUGUGUUACUUCAUUGGGAAUUUCUGGGAAUGAUCUGGAUAAGUCAGAUCUGAAAACAAUUUGGCAGGAAGAUGCCCAAACUAUUUGUGUCACGGGUAUCAGAUUUCAGAUAUGUCCACCUGGAAUCAAAGAACUGUGCUUUGCUUGGCAUAAAUUUUCUCAUUUUGUGAGAUUAAAUUUGGUGGCAGGACCUCCAGCUAAAUUGCUGCUUAUAGAUUGGACAGACUUAGAAGAGCCUGUGUCAGUGAUUAAUGGCAAAGAACUACACAAACCUUUUAUACUGCAAGUCUGUGAUCAUUGGAAUAACCCAUCUUCUGAACCUAAUGUCAAAAUCAACCUUUUAAAAGCUUCCAGUGUAAAGAUUACACCUUCAAACCUGCUUCUUAAAACAGACGAAAAUGGUAGAGCAAAUUUUGGAACUGUUACUAUUCAUGCCCCAAGAGGAGAGCAUGUGUUGCAGUUUAAAGCCUUGUAUAAUAGAAACACAUUGAACUGCCCUGUAAUUAAAUUAAAUGUUCUGCCUGAUCCUGAGAAACCUAUAUGUUUGAAUGUCAAGUAUGACAAGGAUGCUACCUUUACAGCUGGAAGUACCUUUCCUGAUUUCAUUGUUAGUAUUAUUUCUGAAGCUAACAACAUUAUUGUAAAUAUAAAUCCAGGAAGAAUUUGCAUGAAAAUGUGGGAAGGACAAAGUAGUGCAACUUUAUCGCAAAAUAUUACAACAUUUGGCUGCUCCCAAAAAAAAGAUGUCAAGGACGAAGGCUUUUUCUACUUCAGGGACAAAAUUGUUCCAGAAAAAGCGGGCACAUACAGCAUCCAGUUUUUGUUUGCCAUCGACAAAGCAAAUACUCUUAACAGUGAACAGAUUCUAAUUGAAGUGGUGCCUAAUGAACCAACACAGCUGAUCCCAAGAAAUUUGCCAAAUACUCCUGCUGUUACUAAUGUUUGGGCUGUUGGCAGUCGGACUCUUGUCAAGGACUUGACCCUCAUUAUGAUGGAUGAGUACAAAAACUGCACCGGUAAUGAUUUAGAUGGAAAAAUCAUAGCUAAAAUUAAAAGUUCAAUUGAGAAUGAUACAGACAUUCCCAUGUUCCAAGGAAAAACAAAUACAGUUGAAUUUCCUCUUCACAGAGGGAUUGUUGAAAUUGAGGCUCUUGUACUUGCAGAAAAUAGUCCAGGGAGAGACAGUACGAAAUAUAUUCUGGAAUUUGAGCCAGCAAUACCAACUUUGAAAAGACGUUUGAAACCUUACUGUCUCUCUUUUUUGUUUUACGAUGGUUACAAAAAGCAACAGCAGAUGGCAACACUUACUAAAAGGAGGGACGAACUAUCUCAGUCAAUAAAUGCAUAUAGAAGUUUGUUUGACACCACUAAUCAGCUUCUCGGUGAACUAAAGAGUCAAAUCCUGGAAACGGAAAAAAAGGAGGCUCAGCUGAAGAACAAUCUGAAAAGAUGUCAGAUUGACAUACCUCAAAUGAAUGCUCUGCAAUAUGUUGAUUCUUUAACAAUGCAGAAAAGGUCUGAGCAGGAAAGAAUAAUGAAAAUACCUAGAAGAAUGUGCGCAAUUAGCAAUUAUCCCAGAAGUAGUCAAGAUGUGUUGGGCAAGAUUUCACACUUGGCGCAGAUUGAAGAUAAUGAAGUGGCAAAGGUCAUCUCUUGGCAUCUGGCGAGUGAUAUGGACUGUGUCGUCACUCUCACUACUUCUGCUGCCCGCCGUAUCUUUGAUGAAACCCAAGGCCGGCAGCAAGUAUUGCCACUUGAUUCUAUUUAUAAGAAAAGUCUGCCAGACUGGAACAGGCCUUUACCUCACCUACGAAAUGGAAAAAACUGUUUCAGGCCUAUGGGAAGACCUGUAUUUGCCAGGAACUUGCUAACAUUUCCAGAACACACAGAGAACUGCCAGACAGUGUUUGGGAUGCUCUUAGGAGAUACCAUCAUUAUUGACAAUCUGGAUGCUGCAAAUCAUUAUAGAACAGAGGUUGUGAAAAUUUCACAUUGCCCAACUUUACUGACAAGAGAGGGAGACAGAAUUCGCAGCAAUGGCAAGUUUGGAGGCCUUCAAAAUAAAGCCCCUCCCAUGGAUAAACUUCGAGGGAUGGUUUUUGGAGAACCACUCCCACAACGUUACAAUACUCUCUCUGAGCAUAUAGAUCUCCUUCAGCAAUACCGUACAUCUAUUUUGAGACUUCAUAAAGUAAAAACAGAACUUGAAAAUCAAGAAAAAACCAUGAAUACUCCAGAAAUGCAAAGAAAGAAAGAACAGCUUGCUGAUCAAGAGAAGAAGCUCAAGUCAAUAGAGCAGGAAUUAGGUAUGACUUCAUCAGCUCAGUGCACCACAUCAUCGCUUCCCCCAGAAGAAAAUGAUGCAACGGACAGUCCAAGUCCACCAAAAAGAAUGCGGAGAGAAGCAACAAAAGGAUUGUAUAGUCCAGAAGAAUGGGUUUCAUCAUCUCCUGUGAAGAAACAGCACCAAACCGUAACUGUUAAAGUAACACCUCAAAAAAACACAGAAUAACCAGAUUUGUUUAAAAGUAACUAUAUAUUUAUGUAAAUGUUGAAGGAAACUUCAGGUUGUUACUAUCUUUAAUACUUUUAUACUGAAUUCUUAUUUGAAGCAACAAUUUACUUAAUUUUGUAUUCUUUUUUAUUCUAAUGUCCUGGAUUUAUUAGACUUCAAUAUGUGGAAGUAUAAAAACACAUUAUUUAUGAAAAGUUUCAAAUUUUGCAAUAAAAUAUUGCAAUACUA
Molecule: messenger RNA, 6370 nt
Organism: Anolis sagrei ordinatus
Lineage: Eukaryota; Metazoa; Chordata; Lepidosauria; Squamata; Anolidae
Gene: SMCHD1
Product: structural maintenance of chromosomes flexible hinge domain containing 1
Biological process (GO): double-strand break repair; chromosome organization
Cellular component (GO): chromosome
Molecular function (GO): protein binding; ATP binding
Source: RefSeq, a predicted model, not a curated record